Molecule: messenger RNA, 1138 nt
Organism: Cornus florida
Lineage: Eukaryota; Viridiplantae; Streptophyta; Magnoliopsida; Cornales; Cornaceae
Exons: 3
Coding region: 82-1032 (316 amino acids)
Biological process (GO): protein refolding
Cellular component (GO): cytoplasm
Source: RefSeq, a predicted model, not a curated record
CGACCUCACUUCCAUUUCCAGCAGUGAGAUUGAAAAACCACGACACAGAGGAGUGGACAUGAAUGCCUGAAGAGCACAAAAAUGCAGGCAUACCUCUUACUGGGACCAACCUCCAUCGACGGCGGUGGAAAGAUCACUCCCGCCGCCGCCGCCAAUCGGAGCCUCUUCAUUGGCCCGUGUAUCUGGCCCCACAGCCGUAGCCCUAGUACCCAUCGUCGUUUGUGGGCCCCAGUUACCGCAUCCGCCACCAUCAACGGCGAUCAGAACUACUACGCCGUCCUCGGCGUCUCACCGGAUGCUUCCCCAGCAGAUAUCAAAAAGGCCUAUCGUCUUCUCGCUCUCAAGUAUCAUCCAGAUGUUAGCAAGGUUUCACAAGCUGAUGAGGUGUUCAAGAGCAUCCGUCUUGCAUAUGAUAUAUUAUCUAACGAAACAAGAAGAAAUCAGUAUGAUCGGGCCCUCAAAUUUCAAGAGGAUACUGAUAGGCCACGGAGAGGAAAUUGGGAAUACAACCCUGAAUUUGAUGAUGGCAUAAGGAUUUAUAGGUGGGCUGAUUUGAGACAGAGAAUGCAACGUGAAAGACAGUGGGAACGAUAUAAUGCCCGAGGGGAGAAUUCUUUCUCUGACAACGAAACAGAUGAGGAGUCUGAAGAAGAAAUCCUAGAUGAAGAAAGAGGCUCCUUCAGCGACGUGCUUAAAUCUGCCUUCGUCUCUCUGUUCCUAAUGCAAACCAUUGGAGCUCGACUGUCUCUCACGUUUAGUAGCCUAAUGGCUUUGCUUGAUCGUAAGUUGGAUGCUGGAUAUAAGGUGGGUUAUCUGGUAGCAUGGGUUUUGGGUGGGAGGGGGGGCAUUUUACUUACUUUGUGCCUCUCAUUUGCAAGUUGGGUUUGUGGCAAAACCAGCAGUAGUGUAGUUGCUCUGGUGGUUGUAGCCAUGUGGGUUGGAUCAAACCUUGCAAGGUAUGCCCCACUUCCACAAGGUGCACUUCUUACCCUUUUGUACAUGUCUAUUAAGCUGCAAGUCGAUUUAAACUAAAUCUAUUGCUGCUGCAUCUUCUGUAAUGAAAUGUAUUUCCCUUCUUAAAUGAUGUUUGUACAGAUGUUGCUUUAAUAAAUCUACAGUGUUUCUUGUCUUGUUAUAA